UCCAAUGCAGCAACCAAAGAACAUGGUAAAUCGUUUAGCAGAUUACUAGUUUCCAUAAAGGGAUUUUGUAUUCCCCAGUUCGGCCAUGGCCUGGGAAGUAAUCCGAGCAUUUACCCUUUUCCAUAAUUUUAGGGUAUUACUACUAAUAUAUAUGCAUUUGAUCUGAGAGAAGUAGGUUUCCAUUGUUUCCGAAGGCUUGUUUCCAUGGUGUUAAUGCCGAUCAUGGCAGUGAUCAUCAAAGUCCGGACUUUGAUUAGAUCAUAUUGUAUUGUCAAGGGUCGUUUGAGGGUAGGAAUUGGGUUAGGAUAAUACCAUGAUUGCGCUAUGAUGUUCCUUGUGCCUAGUGCUAUCGACCAAUAUCGUCUGCAUUGCUUAUUUGAUUCCGAACACUAAACAAAGCAAGAGCUAGACUGAGAAAAGUGCUUUGUAUUUUGAGUUUUACAUGGAUGUAAACCGACCCAAAUUGUUGAAUCCCAUACAUACCAAUGCCAUAGUUGCAGGAACAAGAAAGCAAAGUCCGUAAAGAGGGUGAGACACCAUUUCUUUUAAGCGCCCACAAACUACUGUAGCAGCAGCUAAGACGGAGACGGCAGCAGAGAAGAAUGAGCAAUAGUCGAAUUAUUCAGUCUCUGUUACAAAGCUCUCGAAGGCCUCACUUAGGCCUCGCUGCUUCUCGUUUCUCUACAACGAGGCUCUCUCCUUUACCUCUCCCCACCGCCCUUAACCCUUCCUUUUCUUCUUCUUCUUCUUCAUCUCGUUUUGCUGUUGUUUCUUCUCUACGACUAGAACCCAUUUCCUCUUUCUCUUCCUCCUUUAGUCACCGUCUGUUAAGCAGCACCUCUUCCACCCACAACAAACACGAAAACCACCAAGAAGAAGAAGACCCACUUUUCUAUGAAAUAACUGAAGAUGAUGGGGAAACCACAGAUGGGUGGGAAGAAGAGGAUGAAGACGUCCAGCCCAAGAUUGGUGAUGGAGGGGAUGGAGGUGGAGUUGUACUGCAAGGUGUUCCUUGGGGUGAAUCUGCUCUCUCUAUUGCCUGUGAUGUCCUAAAGCUCUUCAGUGAUGACACUAAAAUUUUUGCUUUCAAGGCUACUCCUCGUGGAUACAUUUAUGUUAGACUAGACAAAUUGUCAAAUGAAUAUGGUUGUCCGAGCAUGGAGGAGCUGGAGAGCUAUAGUCAAGAAUACAAGAAAAGGCUAGAUGAAGCAGGGGAACGGAGAGAAAUACCUGAUGAUUUGGCUCUUGAGGUAUCAUCCCCUGGUGCAGAGAGAAUACUAAAGGUACCAGAUGAUUUAGAUCGGUUCAAAGAUAUGGCUAUGAGAGUUUGUUAUGUUGAAGAUGGAGAGUCUAAUUGUACUGAAAAGAGUGGAGUUUUCAUACUGGAUUCCAUUGAAACAGAGCUAGAGAACUGCAUAUGGAAGUUGGCAGAUGUGAAGGAGAACAGGGACCCCAACAGCAAGGGUAGACCAUUUUGUCGUAAACGGAGGGAUUGGAGAUUAAAACUGUCUUUUGACAAGCAUAGGAUGAUAAUGCUGCACCUUGAAUGCUGAAAAACAAUGGGUGGAAAGUUUUAGGAAGCAAGAUGCUUGAGUUUCGAUAUAGUUUUAUUCAUAAGGCUUCCUGUAUGAAAAGUGAAAAUUUCGGUAUUAUUGGGGUCUUCCACAUACAACCUAUGUAAAAUACAUUUUACAGAUUACUAACAGCAAUAAUAGUUUUAUUACAUUGUAUCA
Messenger RNA from Theobroma umbraticum, 1733 nucleotides. RefSeq lists its product as uncharacterized. The record is from RefSeq and is a predicted model, not a curated record. NCBI's taxonomy places the organism in Eukaryota, Viridiplantae, Streptophyta, Magnoliopsida, Malvales, Malvaceae.